AUGCGUAAUUCUGGAUUGAAAAUAUAUAAGUACGUUUUGAACGACGCCUUGAGAUCAACUGCACGCGAAGCCAGAGUUGUUUAGUUGACAAAAGCAAUCACACAUCUCACAGAAUUCAUCGAUAUAUUCCAACAAAAAUAAAAUUGCUCUUUUUCUUGAAAAUUAUAAAACUUCAAACGUUUCUAAAAACAAAUUUUUUCAUGAUUAGAUCUACUACUAUUUUGAAAACUGAAAUCUUUACUUUAUCUAUUAAAAUUUGCUGUACGACUUUUUUUUCGUCGUUUUACUGAACUUUAAAUGUUAGAAUUAAAUGAUAAAAUAAAUUUGAAUUUCUUGAAUUUUUGUCAUUUAAUCCUAAUAUUUGAAGUUCAAUAAAAUGCUGGAAAAAAGUCGUAUAGCAAGUUGUUAUAAUUGGGACUUCAAUCAUUAAAUUAUGAUGAUAGAUUUAGUCAUAAAAAAUUUUUUUGGAUGUUUUUAAAAAUAAUUGAAUUUUUACAAUUUUCGAAAAAAAAUAUCUUUACUUUUCCACCUAUUACAUGACGUAAAAUCAUCUUUGAAAAAAAACUCAGCACUGUUAAAGUAAAAAUUCUAUGUUCUUCAUUAAAAUGAGAUCAAAUGUUGUUAUAUGAUUAAUUGUUAUAGGAUUUUCUUUUAUAAAGUUAUGGCAGUUUAAAUUAUCGACUAUAUAUAUAUAAUUGAUAGAGUUAUACUUUGUAGAAAUUACAUAGAAAUUACAUUACAUUAGUAGAAAUUAUAAAAUAAAUAUUACAAGGAUUAUUUAUUUUAUAAUUUAUUAAUUUUAUUAUUUAUUUUAUAUAUUUUAUAAGAUUUAUAAGAUUAUUUAUUUUAUAUAUUUCGCGCAGAAAAUAUAAAAAUAUUUAUCAAUAAAUAUUAUUAAAAUGCAGCUAAUUAAUUGUAUUAGUUUAAUUUAUAUUUAUAUAUUUAUCUGCUUAUGCACUUAUAUACGCUGUAUAGUAACUUUUUACUACUAAAUAUCUGUUUACAAUUAUUUAGCAGUUACAAAAUACAAAUAUAUAUUGUAAUUGAUACAUUUAUACAUUUAUAUUUUCUGAUUAGUUCUAAAUUUUACCAGUAUAUUAAUAUAAUAUUAUUGAAAUUUCAAAAUGUUAUAUAUUAUAUACGUUUAUGAUAAGGGUUCAAAUAUUUUUGUAAAUUAUUAUAUGUCUUUCUUUUCUUUCUUAUAAUUUGUUAUAACCUUAGUGCUUUUAGAUAUGUUAGCAAAAUCAUUGCUGAUGUCUGUAAACGACGCCGUAGAAACAAGGGUAAUCGCUCUAAAUGCGUCUACGGGUGCGGUGAUUAGCGCAGUCUGGUUGGAAAGAAGCCCAGGAAGCGUUGGAGAACCAUUCAAGGUCGACAGUCACGCACUCCAACCAGGAUCUGUACCAGAUCCGAAUUUACCAUGGUUUGAAAAUGCGGGUGCCACUACAGAACUGAGGUUCGAUUUACAGAAUUGACAUUCGAAUCCUCACGCACCCCAAUAAAAUUUAAUGCAUGUUUUGCAUGUAUCACUUACGUUGUCAUUGCUUUCAUAUUUCAAAUCAUUUAUCGAAUCUUCGACUCCAUUAAAUUGAAAUUACUUGAAAAAACUUAGGUAAUUUUUAAUUGUUUAAUCACUAAAUUUUGAACAUUCUAGCAUCUUGUGCAAUAUAACUAGAUUUGACGAGGAUUUCAUGGAGUGA
Molecule: messenger RNA, 1700 nt
Organism: Heterotrigona itama
Lineage: Eukaryota; Metazoa; Arthropoda; Insecta; Hymenoptera; Apidae
Source: the annotation of a GenBank genome assembly